CUCAUUAACCUCUCUCUACCCCUCCCUCCUACAAGCACUGUGCAAUUGGCAUGGAGAUUUUAUCUCAGACAGUUGACAACUUAGCUUGCAACAAUACAUGCAAGCCCAUUUCAAGCACUUUCCACGGAAUUCCUGUGGUAGAUCUACUAGAUCCUGAUGCUAAAACCCAAAUAGUCGAGGCCUGCAAAGAGAUUGGAUUUUUCAAAGUAAUCAACCAUAGCGUCCCAAUGGAGUUCAUGAGUAGAUUGGAAUGUGAAGCCAUUAAGUUUUUCAAUCUACCCCGACUGGAUAAAGAAAAAUAUGGCCCUCCUAACGCUUUCGGCUAUGGUUACAGAAAAAUUGGCCCAAACAAUGAUGUGGGUUGGGUUGAGUACAUACUCCUGAGCACUAGGCCGGAGAUUAUUUCACAGGAUGCUCAAGUCGUGCUUCCAGGAAGUUCAGAAAUUUUAUGGUCUCUAAUAAAUGAAUACGUCUCAGCAGUAAAAAACAUGACGUGUUCUAUUUUGGAAAUGAUAAUUGAAGAACUCAAAAUAGGACCGAAGGAUGUCUUGAGUAGUCUGAUAAGGGAUGAAAAAAGUGAUUCUUGUUUUCGGGUGAAUCAUUAUCCACCAUGCCCAGAGCGUCAAGCAUUGAGUGGUGAAAACUUGAUCGGAUUUGGAGAACAUACAGACCCACAAAUAAUUUCUGUUGUAAGGUCUAACGACACAUCAGGCCUUCAAAUCUGUAUGAGAGACGGUACAUGGGUCUCAGUCCCACCUGAUCAAUCCUCCUUUUUCUUCAAUGUUGGGGAUUCCAUGCAGGUAAUUACCAAUGGCAGGUUUAGAAGCGUGAAGCAUAGAGUAUUGGCUCAUAGGUUAAAAUCAAGAGUGUCAAUGGUAUACUUUGGAGGGCCACCUUUGAGUACAAAGAUUACACCUUUAUCCUCUCUAAUGGAAGAAGGAGAAGAAGAACUUUAUGAGGAAUUCACAUGGUCUGAGUACAAGAAUUUAGCUAAUAAAACUAUGUUGGGUGAUAAUAGGCUGGGGCUUUUUGAGAAACCUGUUGGCCAAUAAGACGAUUCAGUCAUCCAACUCAAAAUCCAAAAAGUACUUCAACUUCGAAUCCCUCUUUAUUAAUAUGUUUCAAAAAUA
Messenger RNA from Olea europaea var. sylvestris, 1130 nucleotides. Its product is annotated as gibberellin 2-beta-dioxygenase-like. The transcript is spliced from 3 exons. The record is from RefSeq and is a predicted model, not a curated record. Lineage: Eukaryota; Viridiplantae; Streptophyta; Magnoliopsida; Lamiales; Oleaceae. Bases 51 to 1052 code for a protein of 333 amino acids. Gene Ontology annotation, biological process: gibberellin catabolic process; response to light stimulus.